This is a messenger RNA of Athene cunicularia (burrowing owl), 3186 nucleotides long. RefSeq names its product RNA pseudouridine synthase domain containing 2 (gene RPUSD2). Bases 1 to 1452 code for a protein of 483 amino acids. Gene Ontology annotation, molecular function: RNA binding; pseudouridine synthase activity. The transcript is spliced from 4 exons. The record is from RefSeq and is a predicted model, not a curated record. Lineage: Eukaryota; Metazoa; Chordata; Aves; Strigiformes; Strigidae. Gene Ontology annotation, biological process: pseudouridine synthesis.
AUGGAAGCUUUAUCAGUGGACGUGCUUGCAAAGGAGGGAGCGGCGUCGCCGGCCCCGAAGAAGCGGCGGUUGGCGGCUGGGGAGCGUUACGUGCCGCCGCCACGGAAGCGGAGCGUGGGAGUGAGCUUCGGCGCGGCGCACUUCGCCGAGACCUCGUACUACUUCGAGGGGGGGCUGCGCAAGGUGCGGCCCUACUAUUUCGACUUCCGCACCUACUGCAAGGGCCGUUGGGUGGGCCGCAGCCUCCUGCACGUCUUCAGCACCGAGUUCCGCGCCCAGCCCCUCGCCUACUACCGCGCCGCUGCCCGCGCCGGCCGCCUCCGCCUCAACGAGGAACCCGUCAGCGACCUGGAUAUCGUGCUCAAGAAUAAUGAUUAUCUCAGGAAUACAGUGCAUCGCCAUGAGCCACCGGUCACUGCCCAGCCUAUCCAGAUCUUGGUGGAGGAUGAUGAGGUGGUAGUUGUGGACAAACCCUCUUCUUUGCCAGUACAUCCCUGCGGCAGGUUUCGUCACAACACAGUCAUAUUCAUCCUCGGCAAAGAGCAUGAUCUGAAGGAGUUGCACACCAUUCACCGCCUGGAUCGCAUGACCUCAGGAGUGCUUAUGUUUGCCAAGACAGCAGAGGUAUCCAAGAGGAUCGAUGAGCAGGUUCGGGAGAGGCAGCUGGAAAAGGAGUAUGUCUGUCGUGUGGUGGGGGAGUUUCCAGAACACGAAGUGGUCUGUGAAGAGCCCAUACUAGUUGUUUCUUAUAAAGUGGGAGUAUGCCGCGUGGACCCCAAAGGGAAAUUCUGCAAAACCAUCUUCCAGAGGCUCAGUUACAAUGGCAAGACCAGCGUCGUCAAGUGUCUUCCACGUACGGGCCGCACGCACCAGAUCCGGGUCCAUUUGCAGUAUUUGGGGCACCCUAUUGUCAAUGACCCCAUCUAUAACAUGGAAGCCUGGGGCCCUGACAGGGGCAGGGGUGGCAAGAUCGAUAAAACGGAUGAAGAACUCCUUAAGGCGCUGGUAGAGGAGCAUCGUUCCAAGCAAAGCCUGGAUAUCUUGGGUAUUUCAGAGGAGGACUUGAACUCCAGUGCUGAAAAUAAAGACUGUGGUAAUGUGAGUGACUGCACAAAGCCUGCGCAGGCUGAUCCUAUAAAUGAGAAUUGUCCUGCUGAGGACACAAAGGAUUCUGAGAGAAAUGACAUAUCAGCUUGUCCACUGAACUCUGAUACCAACCUGGAAACGCUUGAAAAAAAUAAAGAACUUGAUUCAUGUGAGAAUCAGGAUGGGCAAACGGGAGAAAAUAGUUCAGAAGAGAAGGACCCUUUAUGUGUGGAGUGUAAAAUUACAAGGCGGGACCCAUCUCCCAAGGAGCUGGUGAUGUACCUACACGCACUGCGCUACAAGGGAGCAGAGUUUGAGUAUUGCUCCAAGAUGCCUGAGUGGGCAAUGGAGGACUGGGAGGAAUGACCGAGGAUGUCCAAUGCCUAUGGACAUUGUUGGCCAAGGAAGCAUCUUGUGAAGACCUAAAAUUUACUUUUUCAAUGUGGUUGAGGUGAACGAACUGCCUGUGACCUGAGAUGGGAUGGGGAGUGUUUUUGGAGCUGGAGACUUGUCCUGACUGCCAGUAGAUGCUGUUAAAAUGACUGGGAAGAUGGGGCUACAACGCUGGGUUCAUGCAGCCCUUCAGUGAAUUAGCACUUCAGGGCACCAAACACCACUCGGCACAGGCAGCUUUGCCUUUCACCUCCACGUAUUGGGUCUGCAGCUGAUGGUCCACACAGAUAAUUAAGUGCAUGCACUUAAAAGUCAGCAACUGAUUUUACUUCCCAACUGCUGUGUUGUUGUAUCUUACAGAAAGAGCUGCUGGAAUGUCAUUCAAUAUGCUGGAUGUCAUGUACACAAAACUGUUUUUACAGUAUUUUAUUGUCAGGUAGACUUUAAAACUCAGAACAGUGUAAGGUAAAACCAGAGCACUGUGAAGGUGAUCCAUUUUCUACUUGCUGUUUGUCAGCAAGGUAGACUUUGCCUUGAAAUUGGUCUUUUAGUAUUGGUUCAUAUAAUUAGUUAAAGUUAGUAACUCUAGGGACUGAUCCUUUUAUAUUGGGCCUGGUUUUGGAGGUACUAGUCCCUAGAUUUUGGCUUAAUGAGAUUUAUAUGGAGACUGAUUUAGUAUUUUUUGCCUUUCUGUUCUGCUACCUCCCAUGUGACAUAUGUCCUGACUUAAAAACAUGUGGCUUCUCUUCUGAGAACUGGUCGAUCUUGAUCCCUCAUGCUUCAUUGAAAACAUAUUCAAGCUGGAGCCAAAAUCCAAACUAGAGUUCAGUCUGCCAACUUUUUUUUUUUUUUUAAACCAUACUAUAGGCAGGUUUUUUCUGAUUGGCAUGGAACUGUUUUUAAUAUCACUUCAGUGUGACUAUCAGCUUUAAAGAAAAACAAAAGCUGUUUUAUGAACCAGAAAACUUUUUAAAUAUACAUUUUAUAUUAAUAUGUUUUCAGGAUGAUCAAUAUCACUAUAGUUCUUACUUUCAUCAGUUUUUAUGUGGUUGCUUUUUGGCCUCUGGGAGGAUUAUAUUCUGCUGUCUCAGGUUCUUUUUUUUAUCUUUUUUUUUUCCUCUUUUCUGUAUGUGUCACCAGUGGUAAUGACCAGUUCCAGUGACUGCUGUAGACAAUCAGAAACUUUACCAGGGAAGAACCAUGUUGUCAUGGGACUGUUUGCAGACAUUGGUCUCUAGCCCUGUUGCUCUGUAGCCACCUCUCUCCACACCUAUUCCUGCUAGGACACAUGCAUGGUGUUCUACACAUCUGAAAUAUUAAAGAAGCCUUUUUUUAAAGGUGAAGAAGGGAAUCCAGAGGAGCUGAUAGUGUUCAGCAAGUGUGUCAGCAGCCUUGCUGGAGCGUGGUCUGAGAUCAUCCUUCCUUGUCAUACUGUGCUCCAGGGAGCUCUGGCUGUUUCUCAGCCCCUCAAGAUGUGGUUUUCAUGCAGAUCUUUCAUGACUGGUUUGCCCAUUUCACACAGGUUACUGGAGAACUUGCUGCUUCCCAGGUGUCUGUGUGUGGGACACUGGGCACCUGAGGUUGGUCAGGCCCAUGGGGAUGCCUGUCUUCCUCUUGGCAAGGCUCCUGGAAUCACUUGAUGAUGUUACCAGGAUAUCAGGACUUGUGUACCAAAACAGAAUAAACCGGUGCUUGCUUCUCCCAAUA